UUUCUCAUAACCAAUUAAGAUACAACUUCUUCCAACCAAAUCCUAAUAGCAACUUUUUGUGUUCAAUUUCUACAAAAAAAAAAUUAACCAUGUCACUCAUUUCACAACUUAUUGGUGAUGAAACCUAUGACCCUUUCUUAUCCAUGAUCAAUAAAUGUCCUAUCCUAAGCACACCAACCGAUUGGAAAGAGACAAGUGAUUCACAUGUUUUUAUAUGUGACCUUCCGGGUCUAAAAAAAGAGGAUGUGAAGGUAGAAAUUGAUGAAGGAAAAGUGCUUCAAAUUAGUGGGGAGAGGAAAAACAUUGUGGAUGAAAAUGAUGAGAAAAAUAGUAAGUUUCAUCAUGUUGAACGUUGUUGUGGGAAAUUUAAAAGAAAGUUUAGGCUUCCAACAAAUGUUAAGGUGGAUCAAGUAAAGGCUAAUAUGGAGAAUGGUGUGUUAAUUGUUACUAUUCCUAAGGAGGAAUUAAAGAAAAGUGAAACUAAGGUGAUUCAAAUUGAGGGAAAUUGAAAAUCUUGUGAGUUUUUUUGUAUGAUGUUGAAAUUGCAAAAUAAUUAAGAGUUUGUGAUGGGUAAGUGUGGGGAAAUAAAAGGGUCUUUGUGAGUUUGUUAGUUUGUUAGUGUAUUUUUGGUACUUUGGCUUGAUAUGUUAUUACUCGUGUAUAGUGAUGUAAUGCAACUUAAUAAUACUCAUUAUGUAACAAUUAUUCACUUUAAAAUCAA
Messenger RNA from Cicer arietinum (chickpea), 721 nucleotides. RefSeq names its product 17.8 kDa class I heat shock protein-like. NCBI's taxonomy places the organism in Eukaryota, Viridiplantae, Streptophyta, Magnoliopsida, Fabales, Fabaceae. The record is from RefSeq and is a predicted model, not a curated record.